Labeo rohita (rohu) is the source of this 8616-nucleotide messenger RNA. It is a transcript of the gene plekhg4, whose product is annotated as pleckstrin homology domain containing, family G (with RhoGef domain) member 4. The transcript has 24 exons. Bases 181 to 7665 code for a protein of 2494 amino acids. The record is from RefSeq and is a predicted model, not a curated record. Lineage: Eukaryota; Metazoa; Chordata; Actinopteri; Cypriniformes; Cyprinidae. Gene Ontology annotation, molecular function: guanyl-nucleotide exchange factor activity.
GUGUGGGGAGUGUGUCAGUGUGUCGGAGACCUGCAGUUUGGAAGGGUUAGUGAGCAACACACACACAAACUUGCCCACUCAGCACACAUGCACACACACCCACACUCAACCGCGGCACGGGACGCCGCCGGACUCACUGGAAAAUGAUUCUAAUGAAGGGAAGGACAAUCAACCUACAGCAUGGACUCUGAAUCUCUGGACAACUGUAUUCAGAGCACGCUUUCCGCUCUCUACCCUCCGUUUGAAGCCACUGCGGCCACCGUGCUAUGCCAGGUGUUAGACGUGGUCGAGACAACAUACCGUGGGGACGGACUACGCUACAUCAUUGACUUCCUGGUGCCUGCUAAACACAUCCUACAGAGCAUUCAACAGGAUGCAUGUUUCCCAUACUGUGGUUUCCUGUUUCGUCAUGAGGGCUGGCCGCUGUGUGUCCAUGAGAAGGUCAUAAUCCAGCUUUCCUCUUUGGACUGGCGUGUGUUACGGCCCAGCGACUUCUACUUACAAGUGACGCCUUCGCCCAAAAGUCCCCCGCGCAUCACGGUAAAGUGUCUGGCAGCUAGCGGGCAGCAUGUGGAGGAGCUGGACGUGCCAGAGCUAGCAUACACCUCUCUGUUCACCAUGGAUUGGCUGGACUCCAUCAACCGGGAGAGGAGUGUGGUCAGAAAGGCCGCCCUGGAACACUGUCUUUUAUCAGCGGAUAAUGAUAUUUUUAGGGUACCGUGGGAGGAUAUUGUUCACCCGGAGUUUAUCAGCAGACCCCCCAAUGUUACAGAACAAGCUGAAAGUAGAGGGGUGGCCAAGGAAGUUGCCAACAGAGAGCAAAGGGACUCGGGCGUAGAUCAAGAAGACAACCCUGAGGAUAUACAAUGUAGGAUUUUUAUUGACACUUCUACGGACCAAUCAGGGGACAUGGACUGUCAGAGCAAGGGGGUUAAGCUCCUCCCUGCUCUCAGUGAGAUCAGUAAGGAUAGCAGUGGACUGAGCUCCAGCAGCACGGCAGAGGAUUCGGAGGGAGAGUAUGUGGAGCUGGCUGAUAUCUCCUUACCACGCUUUUCUCCACAGAAAGGCUCUCUCACUCAAGCCAUUAGCAUGAACUACAGAAAUCUACAUAAACCACAGACUGCGGCUUCUACUCAGCCUAAAACCAAACCAGAGCAGAGUUUUUUGAAGAAUGGCGCAUGCUCACAGAGCAUGGUGUGUGCCAUGCUGAUUGAGGAAAACCUGGGUGAUACCUACCAGCCUGUGAUCUUAACCCCCACUACUCCUGCAGAGAGUCAACUCCAGCAGGUGGACGGGUCUGAGCACACCUGUGCUGCAGGUACAGCCUUCUGUGACAAUGUGUUUGAGCAUGAAUCUGAGAGAGAGUCUGUGUCUCAACACUCUGACUGUCAUUCUGCUCCACUUUCUGAUGCGUCAACAUGUAAUAAACCACAAACAGACUGUAAACCAGUAAACACAUCACAACUAGAGAGCAGUCCAGUCAGCACAUUACAAACAGACAGUAAACCAGUCAACAAGCUAGUCAAGACAUCACAUUUAGAUGUUAAACCAGUGAGCACAUCUCAGCUUGACAGUGAACUAGUUAGCACAUCUCAACCUGACAGCAAACCAGUCGACACAGCACAACUAGACAAUGAGCCAGUCAAGACAUCACAAUCAGAUGUUCAUUCAGAACGCACAUCUCAACUAGACAACAAACUAGUCAGCACAUCACAACCAGACAGCAUAUCACAACUAGUCAGUGAGCCAUUCAAGACAUCACAACCAGACAUUGAACCACUAAGCAUAUCUCAACUUGACGACAACCUAGUCAGCACAUUACAACCAGACAGCAAACCAGUCAGCACAUCACAGCUAGUCAGUGACCAAAUCCAGACCUCACAACCAGACCAUAAACUAGUAAGCAUAUGUCAACCAGACAGCAAACCAGUCGGCACACCACAACUAGUCAGUGAGCCAGUCAAGGCAUCACAACCAGACCAUAAACCAGUAAGCAUAUCUCAGCCAGACCUUAAACCACUAAGCAUGUCUCAACUUGACGACAAGCUAGUCAGCACAUCACAACCAGACAGAAAACCAGUCAGCACAUCACAACUAGUUAGUGAGAUGGUCAAGAUGUCACAACCAGAUCAUAAACCUGUAAGCAUAUCUCAACCAGACCUUAAACCACUAAGCAUAUCUCUCGACGAAAAACUAGUCAGCACUUCACAACCAGACAGCAAACCAGUCAGCAUGCCACAACUAGUCAAUGAGCCAGUCAAGACAUCACAACCAGACACUGAACCAGUAAACAUAUCUCAACCAGACCUUAAACCACUAAGCAUAUCUCAACUUGAUGACAAACUAGUCAGCACAUCACAGCCCGACAGCAAACCAGUCAGCAUGCCACAACUAGUCAGUGAACGAGUCAAGAUGUCACAACCAGACCACAAACUAGUAAGCGUAUGCCAGCUAGACAGCAAACUAGUUAGCACAUCUGAACUUGACAACAAACAAGAAAGCAUAUCUCAGAUAUACAGUGAACCAGUCAACACAUCACAACUAGACAAUAAGCCAGUCGAGACAUCACAAUCAGACGUUAAGCUAGUAAGCACAUCUCAACUAGACAACAAUAUAGUCAGCACAUCACAACCAGAUAACCAAUUAUUCCACACAUCACAACUAGAAUGUGAGCUAGUUAGUAUUUCUUUACCAGAUAGCAAACCACUUGAUACAUCACAUCUGUACAACGUGCCACUAAACACAUCACAAACAGACAGCAAAAUAGUUUGCAUGGAGCAAUCAGACAGCAAAGUAACUAGUAUAUCACAACAAGAGAGUGAAAUGUUAUCUUGUACUUUAGAGAGUGAAAACUCAGAACAAGUUUCUCCAGCUAGUAUUGUUGUGUUUGAUCCUGCUGUAGAAUCAGACGUCAUAUGUGAAUCUGAGCAGGUUAGAGGUGAUAAUGGCCUGGAAGGCAUUUGUGGUUUGCAGAAUAGCAAAGUGUUGGUUUCUGAGCCUCUAGCUGUCAGUGUGUCUAUACAAAAACAGAGUGAGCAAACAGAGCACAGCCCAUGUCAGACACACAGACACAUCCAAACACCAUCUGAGCAAGUGCAUGAUCUUUCUGCCACAAAGGAAGACCAUCAAGCAUUUAGUAACAGCAGCUGCAGUGCAGAAUGUGGGAAUGUUUCGGCUGCGCCGCAAAGCGAACAGGUAGCUUUGGCCUCUGUCACCACGGCGCCUGAGGAGGAUCCAGUUACGCUCAUUUCACAGGGUCAGGUGAGGACAGAGUCCCACGAGGACAGAAACAACCAGACUGAGGUGGAACCCCAGACAAAAGAAGCACAUGCAGAAAGAGAAGUAGCAGGAAAGUCACCUUGUAAAGAGGGAGAAAUGGUAGAAAAGAAAAGCACUGAAGUGACAGAAAGCAAAACAGAGAAUGCUAUAGUAGCAGUUUGUAAGGCUGAGGCGACUGCUCAAACAGGUCUGGUAGAUGCCACACCCAAGUCUGAUUCCAACGUUCAAGUUCAAGAGGAGGGCAGCUCCUCAAUAGGAACAGAUGAGAAGAAACAAACCAGUGUUGAGCAGAAAGGGGUGGAGGAAGAGGAGACCGAGGGCAUUACUGUCAAUGAGCAAGAGGACAUAGUGAGCAGCUAUUCUCAAAAUAGAGACCAGUCGGCAUGCAAUCAAGUCCUUGAUCCAGCCGCAGAUGUGCCGAACACAAAUGGACACAUGCAUGCUCAGGACACACCUACCACUGAGCGAGAAGAGCAAAAAACAAAGAAGCAGGAGGAGGAGAGAAAUGGGGAGGAGAGGCAAGAGGAUGAGGUUACUUCCUCUGUGAAUGGCUCUCCAGCAGGGCAUCAGCAUCAAGCAGACAUGGAGACCCAUUACCAUCAGCAGGAAGAGCAAGCAUCCAGUCAGGAACUAGACAGCAUUGUUUCCCACCUGUCUGCUAAAACCCAAAGCGAAGACCUCUCAGCAGUUCCUCCAAUACUGCCGCCCAUCUCUCAGAAGGCCCAGCCUGUCCAGAGUGAGGCUCAUGACAUCAAUCCUGAUGUCCUGAGCUCAGGAGUGCUCUGCCUGCCUGGAACGAGAGAUAAAUCAGGCCAUGCCCUUGUGACAGUAACAACGCGAAACACCAUCUGGUUGAAUCCAAACUGCAAUAGUGGAGAGCUGGUGCGGAUCAUGGUCUACUUCUUCAGUACACUCAGGAAGGAAGUUAGUGCUUUGGGACUGACUGUCUUGGUGGAUGCCCGCAGGUGUUCUCCUGUCCCCGCCCUAUUUAAAGCCUUCAACAUCCUCCAGGAAGCCAUGCCGGGAUGCAUCCAUACAGUAUUGCUGCUGGCCGACAGAGAUCUGACUCCACGUGUGGAGAAAACCACUACUACGCAGGUGGAGUUGUUGACAUCGCUCAAGUCUCUCUGUAAGCAUGUGGACAUCGCUCAACUCCCAACUGAGUUUGAAGGCACUUUCCCUUAUUCCCACAGCAGCUGGAUCUGUUUCAGAAUGAGGUUGGAGCAGCUGACCAGCCAUUGUGAGGAUGCUGUGAACCUGCUUCAGAAUGCUAUCAGCAAACUGGAGUCCACAGUGCUGCCACCUACAGCAGAGGAGGCACAGAUCUUAUUGUGUAAGUACAGAGAGUUGAUGAGGACUGUUCUGGAGGACAGCAGGUUGGUGCGCCUACAGUUAGAGGGAGGAGCCGCCCUGUCCCGUUUGCGAAAAGAAGAGACCAGCGUCAGUCUGACAGAGGACUACAGAGAUUCCAUCGAGAAUGCGGGCCUUCUGUAUAACCAAGUGGACGAGUUGGUUCACAGACUGGUGAUGCUGUCCAACAAAUGCACACAGGAACUGGAAUUCAUAAUGGAGUUUAAGACUCUGGAGGAGGGAUUCAGAGAGGUGAGUCAGUGGAUAGAAGAAGUGGGCGAGUCUCGUCUGCAGACACUGAGUGAGCUGGAAGAUUCCUUGGAGCAGUUACAUCAUAAACAGACUGUCUUCAGAGAGUUUUACACAGCUGCAUAUGAGCACUGUAAGAGCGGUGAAGCUCUGCUCAAACGCUUAGAGAAGUGGGAAGACGUCUCUUCUGCUGAGCUCCAGGUGUACGAGGUGAAAGUACGCUCAUUCUGGGUGCAUCUACAUGAUUUUUCCCAGCGAGUGGAGGAAACCAAGGAUAAAAUUGACAAGACUGUUCGACUCUACGAGUUCUUUGACAAGGCAUAUGAAUGGGCGCUAGAGGGCAUGCGUCAUUUGGCAUGCGUUAGUAUGGAAGAGUGUGGCAUGUCUGAGAAGUGUCAAAGUGUGAUCACGUGUUUGGAGACCUAUCGCAGUCAGCACCCCCCAAUCCCAGACACUCACUUCCAGGAGAUGAAGGACCUCGCUGGGGAGCUGAAGAAUGAGCAGGGACUCAAGCAGUGGAAGUUUGCCUGGUCCAAGUGUCAGGAGACCAAGCAGAUGUUUGAAAAGAAGCUGGAGAUGGCCCUGCGCACCCGCCGCGAGAGCGACUCCAAAUCAGCGAGGGGUGAAUCCUCUCGCCGGAACUCGGACUGUAACGCUAAACCUCAGGAGCGUAGCAGCAGCAUCUCCUUCUCGUGUCGAAAAGCGUUCGGCGGAGGCUGGGGCCGGGACAGACUUUCCUCACACUCCAGCACGUCCUCAACUCCUAGCAGUCCUUCAGGGAUUCGCAUGGACACCCGUGACUCUGCCCGAACCCCAACAGGAACUCCAUACAGCAUUGAGCAUAGAAUUCCCCACAGCACCCCUGUCAGAUCCAACAGGCUAACACGUAGCAUCUCCACAGACGAGUCUCCGCAGCGGCCACAUCUGGAGGGGCAGGCGUGUGCUACAAGCCCAAGCCUCAGCUCUAUUGAACCAAACCGCAGGGUUUUGCGGAAAACCCAGAGCUUUGAUACGGCCGGUAGCGAGUCUGUCUCACGGUAUGGGACCUGUCAGAGAACUUUGAGUGAGCCUGCACGAAGAGGAAACACAGGGGUGUUCAUCAAGGGUCUGGAGGUGAGCAGCACUGAAGUGAUUGAUCGGCCAUACAGCCCGCGACUACCACCCAUGCAUGGAUGGUCUUCUGUUGAUAUACACCGCAGUGGGAGUCCUGCACCAGAAACGCGCAGCAAGGGCAGCAAACUACGCCACAUCGUAGAUGAGAUGGUAACAACGGAGCGGGAAUAUGUGCGUUCUCUGCGGUACAUCAUUGACAACUAUUUCCCUGAGAUGGAGCGUGUUGACCUGCCACAGGACCUGCGGGGAAAACGCAGCGUCAUCUUCGGAAACCUGGAGAAACUGGUCGACUUCCACAGCCAGUAUUUCCUGAAAGAGCUUGAGAGCUGCUGCAAUCAUCCACUACGAGUCAGUCACUGCUUCCUGCGACAUCAAGACCAGUUCAGCCUGUAUGCUUUAUAUAGCAAGAACAAGCCAAAGUCAGACACACUUCUGGCCAGCCAUGGAAACAGCUUCUUUAGGCAUAAGCAGCUGGAGUUGGGCGAUAAGAUGGACCUGGCGUCGUACCUGCUGAAGCCCAUCCAGCGCAUGAGUAAGUACGCCCUGCUGCUGAAAGACCUGAUCAAAGAAGUGAGUGAAGUCCAGGAGCAAGAACUAGGGUACCUACGGGCUGCCGCAGAGAUGGUCAAAUUUCAGCUUCGACAUGGAAAUGAUCUGCUCGCCAUGGACGCUAUCAGAGAUUGUGAUGUGAACUUGAAAGAGCAGGGGCAGUUGGUUCGGCAAGAUGAGUUCACAAUUUGGUAUGGCAGGAAGAAGUGCCAAAGACACGUGUUCCUGUUUGAAGAUCUAGUGCUGUUUAGCAAACCCAAACGCAUUGAGGGUGGCCUAGAUGUUUACAUAUACAAGCACUCUUUUAAGACGGCUGAUGUGGGUAUGACAGAGACGUCGGGUGAGAACGCUCUGAGGUUUGAGGUCUGGUUCAGGAGGAGAACUUCAAAGAACCAGACCUACAUUCUCCAAGCCAGCACCGCCGAAAUUAAACACGCCUGGACCUGCGACAUUGCACGGAUACUAUGGCAGCAGGCCACGCGGAAUAAAGGUGGGAAAGAAAAACUGAAGCAGUUGAGCUUUAAAAUUCGAAUGCAGGAGAUGGUCUCUAUGGGAGUUGGCAAUAAACCCUUCCUGGAUAUUAAACCCAGUGAUGCUGCUAUCAAUGACAGAGCCAUUGACUACAUUAUGAAAGGCAGAGGGGCCAGGACGAGAGCCUCCAUUGCUGUCUCGCUUUUUGACCACUCAAACCCAUUCAAACGAGCUGCAGUAAACACUCCUGUCAGCGGCCCCCCGGUGUCUGGUGGCCCCUCUUCUUCCACGCUGCUCGGGCCCUUGAAUCUGCAUAUGUACAGCAGCCAAAGCCUGUUAGCAGGGGAGAGACCUCUCAUCAGCCCCUGUAUCGAGGAAGACGAGCUGGAACACGAGACCAGCAGUCAGCCAUCUAUGACUACAGAGAGCUCAGGGUCGUCGUCUCACUGUCUGUCAGGUAGUGGCUCGAGCGGGUCAGACAGCGGAUGUGUGUCCAGUCACCUUCCCGAGGCUUUGUCCGAAGAGCCCAGCUCACCGUGCGACUCCUCCUGUUACUCCUCCAUCACCUCUCCCACCCAGGAGAAACCCUGCUUUAACAGCCAGUACAUUUCAGCGGGGGAAGCUCAGGUGAUUGGCCCCUCUACUAUAGUGUGAGCUCAGUAACCACUAUUGCAGUUUAAGACCUGUCAACUCAGAUUGAGAAGAGACCGAAGAGGAGUACAGAGCUAGUAUUUAUUGUUCCCAUUGAGUGCCGGCAAAUCUCAUGCAGCACUCAAAAUAGCACUGUUUCUCUUUUUCUUUUUUAAGCCACUUUUAGCUUCAAUAGCUUUUAUAUAAAUUUAAAAAUGAUCUAUAAAAUUGAAUAAAUAUUCUUGUAUUUAUCUUCUUUUCAGAUGUUAAGAUACAGUAGUGUUCUCAGCUGUAUUAUUAAGUGUAAAUACUGUAGUAGUGUACAAAACACUUCUGAACUGUUUCGGUUAUUCAGUUCCCACUCUUUUUGUUGGUAUUGUUGUUGCCCACUUUGCUGCAGACUUCAGCUGGUUUGAUUUAGAAAAAAUGCCUUAUUGUCAAAGGGCAUGUUUAGAUUUCUAAGCAUCAGUACACAGGUGUUAAGCAAUGUUUGAAGCAUUUGUUGUAGAGUUUCUGUUCUUUCUAGUGUUUCCAUAGUUUGUGGACCUGUAGUCAGUCAGUAUGUUGUAUGAUGCAGAAUCAGAGAGUGUUCUUUUAUAUGAUACGACUGACCUCAGGUCAGCUCUGCCCAGCACUGCUGCUCCUGGGUGCUGGACUGUUUGGAAAUGGUGAGAGUUUCAUUUCAGUUCUCUUAUUUACAUUAUUAAGUAUAACAAAAUACAACAUGUAAAUUGUAAAUAGGACAUAGCGUUUAGGAAGUAAUGUUUAUACUUGUAUUAACCAGUCAACAUGGGAAUCACUUAAGUGCCAUUCUUUGUUGCCAAGCCCAAUUGGAAGUGUACAAACAAAAGAAAAUAAUAAUAAAAAAAGUGUUGCAAGUUCUACUUCAAGCCGAAGCAUGAGUAUGUACUCAAGUGUUUCAUUUUUCAAUCUUAAUAAGUUCACACGGAAGUAAUAAAGAUGGAUUGCUUUGUA